Messenger RNA from Rotaria sp. Silwood2, 1260 nucleotides. The record is from the annotation of a GenBank genome assembly. Lineage: Eukaryota; Metazoa; Rotifera; Eurotatoria; Philodinida; Philodinidae.
AUGUUUUCUUCAUCCAUCUUUUAUUUGUAUUCAUCCUUUAUUUUAAUUUUAUUUCAUCGAAUCAACUGUAAAAAUAUUAGUUUCAUUCCACAGUCGAUUAAGAUAACCGUUGCUGGUCUCCCGCAACCCUAUGCUACAUCAUCGGCUUCUAAGGGAGCUCGAGUUAUACCGGUACCUUUAGAUCCUCAGCUCUAUGUUCCUGAUGGAUUCUCGAUCAAGUUAUACAUGAGUGGACUUACAGCACCACGUUAUCUUAUUUAUACACCAAAUGAUGAUAUUCUUGUUAGUGAAUCAAGUGCUAAUCGAAUUUCAUGUCUAGUAGAUAAUGAUCAUGAUGGCUAUCCAGAUCAGCGUUUAACAUUUGCAGAUGCAUCUAAUGGACUCAAUUAUCCAUUUGGUAUGGCUUUUCUCAAUGGAUAUUUUUAUGUUGCUAAUCGAGACGCUCUUCGACGUUAUUCUUGGACUUCUGGAAGUCGACAAAUCACAGGUACAGGUCAGGUUAUUAUGACUUAUCCUUCAACUGGUCAUUCAACGCGCACUAUACUUAUAUCACCUGCCGAUGAUCAAAUGUUUAUUAGCAUCGGUUCAGCAUCUAAUGUUAAUAUUGAACCAUUACCACGAGCCUCUGUUCAAAAAGCUAAUAUCGAUGGUAGUAAUCAAGCAACAUUUGCUUCUGGUCUUCGAAAUGUUGUUGGUUUGGCAUUUCAUCCAAUCACCAAUGAUCUCUAUGUAACAUGUCAAGAACGAGAUGCGCUUGGUGACGAUCUUGUUCCUGAUUAUUUUACACGCAUUCAACAAGGUAAUUUUUAUGGAUGGCCUUUUGCAUACAUGGGUCCAAAUUUAACUGAUCCAAGACGACGUCUAAGUAAUGGAUCAAGUGAACGACCGGAUCUCGUAUCAUUGACACGAACACCUGAUGUUCUUUUUCAAGCUCAUUCAGCAGUUCUUGAUAUGCGAUUUUAUACUGGCAAUCAAUUUCCUAGUCGAUAUAAAAAUGGUGCUUUUGCAGCAUUUCAUGGUUCAUGGAAUAGAAAUAGUGGAACUGGCUAUAAGAUUAUAUUUAUCCCAUUUGAUAGUAAUACAAAUCGACCCAUGGGUUACUAUGAAGAUUUUGUCUAUGGAUUUCUAACAAAUCCAUCCGGACCUGAUACAUUUGGACGACCUGUUGGAAUACUUGUUCUUAAAGAUGGUAGUCUUUUAUUUUCCGAUGAUGGCAACAAACGCCUAUAUCAAAUAGAUUUUCUGCCUCCAUGUGGUUAA